GCACGAUUGGCAGCCGUAAACUCAAACCGUUUAGCCUGUGUUAGUGGCCUGUGGUUAGUGCGGUGCCUGGGUCUACCUGGGAGGUUUUACUCAGGGAAAAAAAACGUUGGUAAAUUCUCAGUUUCCGGAAGAUCAUUGUAGCCUUCCUAAAAGAAAGAAAAUGGAAUCCUGAAAUCGCACUUAGCUUAACAGUCAAGCGUUUUUGAGAGAGUAUUAGAAGAUCAACUGGGCAGUACGGUGACAUUGCUACUAACAUCAGUGAACAGUAACUGGAUCUUGCUGAAGAUCGGAGAUUAUCCCUCAGCCUCCCUUCCUUCUGAAUCAAUGGAAGGGUCAGACAGUCUAGAGCAGAGUGGCAGUGACCAGCCAGAGUCACAGCGCAGAAGGCAGCUGGACCGCCUGGACAGGGAGGAGGCCUUCUACCAGUUUGUCAACAAUCUCAGUGAUGAGGACUAUCGUCUCAUGAGAGACAACAAUCUCUUGGGUACCCCAGGAGAGGUAACCGAGGAUGAACUGUUUAAUAGACUUCAGCAAAUCAAAGAUGGUCCAGAACAGCAGAAUAACACCCCGAGUACAGAAAUCGGAGAAGAUCCAGCUGUUCCACCAGAAAGCUCUGAAGAUCCUGCUAGUGGGGAUAGUCUCCUGGACUGGCUGAACACAGUAAGGCGCACAGGCAACACAACCAGAACUGGUCAUCGUGGAAACCAGUCAUGGCGGGCAGUGAGCCAGACCAACCCAAACAGUGGCGAUUUUCGCUUCAGCCUUGAAAUCAGCGUGAACCGUAACCUGGCUGAACAGCAGGCAGCUGCUGAAGGGGAGCAAGAGUCUCCAGAGAGUCAAGAUGUGGUGGCAAGUGCUGAACCACCGGUCCCCAUGGAGUCAGAAGUGGUGGAAGAACCAGUUGUAGAGGAGUUGGCUGUUAUAGUGGAACCAGAGCCUGAACUAGAAGAGGUUGUUUCACAAGAGAUUUUAGAAGAACCUCCCAGCCCACCUCCUGCCCCACCAGUACAACCCCCACUUUCUCCACGCAGAGGACAAAGGAGAGCCCGGAGCCGCAGUCCAGAACCACGCAGGACCAGGGCCCGUACAGCGAGGAGCCGCUCUCCUCUCAGCUUGGAUCAGCUGGAUGGUCUCGCUAAUCCACGUCAGGCUCACAGCUCUCAAGGCCCCAAUUCUGCCACCAGUGCUCCCCCUGUGCCUCAGGUGGAGGGCAGUUCACGAACUCGACAACAUGUUCUUUCCAGGCAAAGCACUGCUGACAGUGAUGUACAGCCACCUAGGGCUGGUGCAGAGUCGGCCCCAGAGGCCCAAAAUGUUGAAUCUCAGGAAGGAGAAGGGGGUGGAGAAGGAGGUGCAGCAGGGCGCCGGCCUCCUACUAUUAUGCUUGAUCUCCAGGUGCGUCGCGUGCGUCCGGGUGAAUAUCGGCAAAGGGACAGCAUUGCCAGUCGUACCCGCUCGCGCUCCCAGAACUCAAACAACACAUUUCUUUAUGAGAGUGAACGCGGUGGAUUUCGUAGGACUUUCUCACGCUCUGAGCGUGCUGGUGUGAGGACCUACGUCAGUACUAUUCGCAUACCUAUCCGAAGAAUCUCUGAUGCAGGUUUGGGAGAGGCAACCUCAAUGGCUCUCCAAUCUAUGAUUAGGCAGAUUAUGACUGGUUUUGGUGAACUUGGCUACCUCAUGGAUUCAGACUCUGAUUCUUCAGAUUCAAACCGUGGAGCCAACACACCUACAGAUCUGGGUGAAGCCCUCAACAACCCAGAUGCUCCUCCUGCUGCUGCUGCUCCUCCUGCUGCUGAUGUUGAUGAACCACCUGUGGCAGCUGGAGUCAGAGCAAGGACAGUUGAGACCGAUAUGGUUGAGGGUCUUGCCACUGGUCCACCUGCCUCAGGUGGCAGGGCUCGACCAAGGCCACCUAUCAGCCUAGAGGAGCCCAGCUCACUGCCCUUCCUGAGGCUUGCCCACUUCUUCCUCCUAAACGAUGACGAUGAGGACCAGCCCCAAGGACUGACUAAAGAGCAGAUUGACAACCUCUCCAUGCGCAACUUUGGUGAGAGUGAUGCCUUGAAGACUUGCAGUGUCUGCAUAACAGAGUAUGCAGAAGGUAACAAGCUACGUAAGCUGCCCUGCUCUCAUGAGUAUCAUGUGCACUGCAUUGAUCGCUGGCUGUCCGAAAACUCCACUUGCCCCAUCUGCCGCCGGGCUGUCCUGGUAUCGGCCAAUCGAGAGAGUGUGGUGUAGCUCAUCACAGACUGGAGGCCUUUUGUCUCACCCUGAAUAAUCUAAUAGCCCAAGUCCAUGAGAGGCUUUUGAGGAAAUGUGUCUCCGCUGUUGAAAUGUAUUUCCUUCAUACCAUUUGUGAGUUUGAUUAUAACGCAGUUGCAGGUUUGGUUGAGGUGCUCCAUACAGUGACAUCGGGACAUAUUCACUCUCUAGUAAUACAUUUAUUAAAGCAGUCCAAAGUUAUACACAAGCAAUGCAUGCUGUUUGAAUCAACCUGUUGUGACCAAGCAGUUUUUUGCACUGCGUCAAGCCAUGCACACAAGCAGACCUGUAUCUAAUAAAGAAUCCCCUGGUUUUCAAUGCUGCACACCCGCAGGUAGUUCAGGCACUUCAAAUCUGCUCUUUUGUAUUAGCUCCUAAAUGGCGCCUUUAUAUACCAUAAGUUGGGUAUUGGUACAAUUCUUAGUUACACCAGUUCAAAGUAUUAGCUGUAAAUAAGCUUGUAAAAAUAAUUUUAAAUCAUACUUUGUAUCACUGAAUUGGUUCUGGAUUGUAAAUGAUCUCAUGAAGAUUAGGGUCGUGUCGGCCACAAUUACUCUAUCAUAGCAUCUCUAAAUUUGGUGUUAAACAAAUAGGUGGUGUCAGUGUACACGGCAGAAUUAUUUAGAGUUUGUGAUGUCCAAAGGAUGUAGGACAUUAAUUGGUUUGCCAUUUACAAUGUGACUUGUACUCUCCUUUUUUUUUUUUGUUCACCUGAAAGGAACAAACUACUACUUUGGAGUGGCAUAUAUGAUGGGAAUUCUCCAUGUGCUGAAUUGUAAAAAAAAAAAAAAAAAAAAACAAUGUUGUACAGUAGUAACGGAACAAUAAAUUCAGCUAGGUUACUUUUGCAAAGCACAAGUUUAUUUUGGAAUCACUGCAUCUUCUUGAUCAUUAAAAUGAUUGAGUCAUCCUCAUACCAGAAAUGAGGGAUGUCUCAAUAUUGGUAGUAGAUAUUGGAGUUGCUGGCAUCUGAAUUUCCCCUCCUCAAAAAUAUUAUACUAACAGGCAUGACAUUUCAGAAAUUUAAAUAUAGUUGCUUUUGCUUUUUUCCCCUAAACAUGUAAAAGGACAUUUACUUCUUAAUGUGCAACAAUUUCAUAGUCAGUUUGUGCUGACUCCCUUAGUUACUGGUCUGAUUCUUAAUUUUGCCACUAACAUAAUGGAUUGCCCUUAUUAAUUGACUGAUGAAUUGAGUUCUCUAAGCUGGUGCUGGCGUAGACUGAAAUGACCAGAAAUUGACCUAAACUGAAAUGUAGACUUGCCUUCUCCACUCCACCUCCGUGUACAAGUGACACGUUAUUAAUCCAAAGGUUCAAGUGUCGGACGUUUACCAAGUCUGAAAAAUCCACAUCGUUGUCCUUCUGUCUCAGUAAGGCUCCCAAGUAGAAAGUCGGGAUGCUCGCCCACUGUGCUCUCCUUCUGCCUCAUGAGCAGAUGCUCUCCAUAUCAGUGUGCAAUACAUGCAAAAGUGAAAGUAGGGGAUUACAAACCAUGAUAUAAAUGUAUGCUAUUCUUAAAAACCGUUGUUAAUGGCUAAAAUCUUAAUGAAGACUUAUUACAUUUUAAAAUGUGUUGAAGUUCAUUUUAUUUUAUUUAGAAGUUCUGUAGGUUUUAAUAGCACUGUUGAUGAACAGGAACACUGGCAGACGGAAGAAAAAGGGCAUCGCUAUUAAUGCCAUCCUGUCAUGUUUCUUGUUUCACUGUUUGAUGUCUUUACCACAAUUAUUACUUCCCUUCGUGGGGACAGAGUCUGAAUGCAAGACGUUGUCAUUGUUGAAAACCAUAAACAUGUAAAUGAAA
This is a messenger RNA of Toxotes jaculatrix (banded archerfish), 4065 nucleotides long. RefSeq names its product ring finger protein, LIM domain interacting (gene rlim). The transcript is spliced from 4 exons. Gene Ontology annotation, cellular component: nucleoplasm; cytoplasm. The record is from RefSeq and is a predicted model, not a curated record. Bases 325 to 2241 code for a protein of 638 amino acids. Gene Ontology annotation, biological process: random inactivation of X chromosome; protein ubiquitination; ubiquitin-dependent protein catabolic process. Gene Ontology annotation, molecular function: ubiquitin protein ligase activity. NCBI's taxonomy places the organism in Eukaryota, Metazoa, Chordata, Actinopteri, Toxotidae.